Messenger RNA from Heteronotia binoei (common prickly gecko), 8197 nucleotides. RefSeq names its product thyroid hormone receptor interactor 11 (gene TRIP11). Gene Ontology annotation, molecular function: small GTPase binding. The record is from RefSeq and is a predicted model, not a curated record. Gene Ontology annotation, cellular component: Golgi apparatus. Gene Ontology annotation, biological process: endoplasmic reticulum to Golgi vesicle-mediated transport; Golgi organization. The transcript has 20 exons. Lineage: Eukaryota; Metazoa; Chordata; Lepidosauria; Squamata; Gekkonidae. The coding region runs from base 295 to 6123 and encodes 1942 amino acids.
GCUCUAGCUGCUCGUGCUCUAUGGUAACCCGGGAAGUGUCAUGGCGGCCGUCGAGGUGGCAGCAGAAUCCGGAGCCGCCGCAGCUGACUGAGAGGACCGAGCAGGCUGGCGGGGCCUUCCUCAUAAGACCCGCACUCGGCUUUUCCUUCUUGAGGCGGCUCGGCCAGAGAGCUAAACCGGUGGGGGAAGCGGCGCCGCGGAGAGCCAGGGAGCGCCGUUGUUGCUGCUGCUGCCGCCGCUGCCGCCGCUGCCCCCCUUGCUAUCCUUCCUGUAUUGUGGCAGCUGCCAGCAGCGAUGGCGUCGUGGUUGGGGGGCCUGGGCGCCGGUCUGGGCCAGUCCCUGGUGGGCCAGGUGGGGGGCAGCCUGUCCACACUCACCGGGCAGAUUUCUAGCUUCACCAAGGAUAUGCUGCUGGAAGGCACGGAGGAGGUGGGAGAUACUGCAACAGACUUUGGUGUAUCCAGUUCUAACAUGAAGGAUACAGAAAAUACUUAUACUACACUGAGGUCAGAGAAUGAGAGACUGAAGAAAGUUUGUAAUGAUCUGGAAGAAAAACACGAAGCAGCAGAGCUUCAGCUAAAACAACUGUCUAUAGAAUACCGGAACCAACUGCAACAGAAAGAGGUGGAAAUCAGCCAUCUGAAAGCUAGGCAUCAUGCACUACAAGAACAAUUGCAGAUGGUGCAGUCAGCUGCUCAUUCGGCACAGUUAGGAACAGGAGUCUCAUCAACCACUACGUCAGCUUCUUUUGUCCCUAUGGUCAGACAUGCAUCUUCUGGUUUUCAAGGAGAUGACAUGGACUUUGGAGAUGUAAUCUGGUCCCAGCAAGAAAUAAACAGAUUAUCCAAUGAUGUUUCUAGGCUUCAAUCUGAAGUUGACCAUUGGAAGAAGAUUGCACAGUUCUCCAAACUACAAGGAUCAAGCAACACAGAUGAGAAUGAAAUCUGCAAUCUCCAAAAUAUUAUCAAGGACCUAAAACAGAGUUUAAGUAAAAAAAUAGAUGAGCAUCAGCAUGAGCUUUCAGUAUUACAGGAUGCGCAUCGUCAGAAAUUAGCAGAGAUAAGCCGGCGUCAUAGAGAAGAACUGGGUGAAUAUGAAGAACGAAUAGAAGAACUUGAGGAUCAGUUACAGAAAGGUGCUGGAACUGAAAGUGGACUGCAGAGCAGUAUGGCUAAAUCCACAGCAGCACGCUUGAAGGAGUUGGAGGAUGAAGUGAGAAUUGUAAAUCAAAAACUGUCUUCAGUUGAAGAAGAAAAAAGGGCUGUCUUGAAAGAGUUUAAAUUGGUAAAAAUGGAGAAAAGUCAAGUAAUGCAAGAAUAUGAGAGACUGAAAUCUGAAACCAGUAAACUUCAUUCUCCUGUUCCAAGAGAGCAAGAUGGUUUGGAAACCCAGAAUGAAGCCUCCCAACAGGCAGAACAAUCUCUGCAAGCAGAAGUUUUCCGGUUACAGCAAGCCCUGCUUGAUGCAGAAAACAAAAUAACAAGACUUACACAAUCAAAUCAGGAAGGAUUUCAGAAAGAAGAGACAGUUUUACAACCACAUUAUGAGAAUGCUACACACACAUCCACUGAAGGACAGAACUUAGAAUUAAACCAGUUACGACAAGACUUGGAAAAGAAACAACAUGAAUUUAAUGAAAUGGUUGCUGAAAAGGAAGCUCUGCUAGCAGAACUGGAAGAACUGGAUAAGCAGAAUCAUGAAGCUACACAGCACAUGAUUAUAUUAAAAGAACAGCUACUGAAACAGAAUGCAGAAGCUGCUAAUACUAUUAACCAGCUUAAAAUUGACACAGAUUCUGAAAAAAGAAAAACAUCUAAACUGGAAGCUGAGAAAAUGGAAAUGAAAGAAGAGCUAAAAGCCCAGAGAGAGAAAUUAACUCAAUGUACAUUUGCACUUAAUGAUUUGCAUAUGACCAAGCAACAGUUAGAGAAUAAAGUAAAAGAGCUAGAAGAACAGUGGAAAAAAUCCCAGGAUUUUAACUUGAAAAAUAAACAGGAAAUAGCAGAAAUAGAGAAACUGCUAAAGUGUAGAGAAGAUGAGCUUUCUGCAGUUCAAAAUGAAUUAUCAAAAGUAAAUCAACAGUCUAACAGUAGCGAUCAAGAACUUUCAACCAAGGAACAAGAAAUUUCAAAGCUGAAUGAGCAAAUCACAGAAAAUAAGCUUGCAAGUAAAGACUUGGAGAAAUCGGUUUCAGCUCUUCAGAAAGAAAAAGAAAUGCUUCACAUAGCGUGUGAAGAACUAAAACAGCAGCUGCAAGAAGCUAAUAGUGAGAAGAGUAAGAUUGCUUUGGAAAAAGAUACUAUGUUGGAAGCUUUGAAAAUAGAAAAAGGGCGGUUAGAAAGUGAACUAAACCAGGCUGAAAGCAGAUUGUUGGAACAAGCACAUAAAUAUGAGCAUACUAUAGAGGAGCUAUCAAAUGCACGGAAUAUGAAUACCACUGCAUUGCAGUUUGAACAUGAACGCUUAGUCAAACUCAAUCAAGAGAGAGACUUUGAGAUAGCAGAACUGAAGAGGAACAUUGAGCAAAUGGAAGCUGACCACGAGGAAACCAAAGAGAUGUUAACAACUAGCUUAGCAGGGCAAAAGCAACUGACAGAGCUCAUAAAAGAGAAAGAGAUAUUUGUUGAAAAGUUUAAAGCCAGAGCUUCAGAAUUGGAGCAGGAACAUAAUGUUUAUAUUAAGGACUCCAAGCGACUUGAACUUUUAAAACUACAUUUAGAAGAGAAGGAGAGAAGCCUUUCAGCCAUGAAAGAAGAAAAUAAUCACUUGAAAGAAGAAAUAGAACGAGUGAAGGACCAGCAGAAUAGAUCACCCCCUUUGGCUGAGCCCAAAACCCUAGAUAUUAUCACUGAACUUGAAGCAGAAAUAACACAGUUAACUGUACUGAAAAACAGUCUUGAAGAAGAGUUGAAACUUAGCAAAAGGGCAUUAGAAGAGCAGAAUCAGAAAAUGUUCCAACUCCAGCAAACUUUGGAGGAGCGUAAAAAAGAGAUUGAGGCAUCCAGAUUUCAGCAUGAACAAGUGAGCAUUGCUCAUACGCAGGUGUGCUUGGCGAAGGAUGAAGAAAUCAAAAGCUUACAGAGCACAAUAGAGCAAAUUAAAACUCAGUUGCAUAACCAGAGCCACAUCAUUCAGCCAGACCCUUCUGAUCUCUUUCAGGAAACCAAAGUUCAGACUCUGAAUGGUGAAAAUGGCAGUGAAAAGCAUGACUUGUCUAAAGGUGAAAUUGAAAGGCUGGUAAAAGGCAUCAAAGAAAGAGAAAUGGAGAUCAAACUUCUGAAUGAAAAAAACAUUUCUCUUAGCAGACAGAUUGAUCAGUUAUCAAAGGAUGAAGUCGGUAAACUUACGCAGAUUAUCCAAGAGAAGAACUUAGAAAUACAAGCUCUCCAUGCCAGGGUUUCUUCUUCAGCUUAUAGGCAGGAUGUCCUUUACCUUCAACAGCAAUUACAAGCCUAUGCCAUGGAAAGAGAGCAAGUGUUGGCAGUGCUCAGUGAAAAGACAAGAGAGAACAGUCAGUUAAAAACUGACUAUCACAAGAUGAUGGAUAUUGUAGCAGCUAAGGAAGCAGCUUUGAAGAAACUGCAAGAAGAGAACCAAAAACUAGCCAAUGAGUUUGAAAGUAGCAGUCAGGGCAUGUCCCGAGAGACUAUUAAGAACUUAUCCCGUAUAAUUCGAGAGAAAGAUAUCGAGAUUGAUGCAUUAAGUCAGAAAUGCCAGACUUUAUUGACUGUCCUCCAGACAUCCAGCAUGGGUGGAGAUAGUGAACUGGGAGGAAUUAAUAGCAAUCAGUUUGAGGAACUUUUGCAGGAACGUGAUCAACUGAAACAGCAAGUGAAGAAGAUGGAAGAGUGGAAGCAACAAGUAACAACCACUGUCCAGAACAUGCAACAUGAGUCAGUUCAUUUCCAAGAAGAACUGCAAAGGCUUCAGACGCAGAUUUCAGCUGAUAGCGAGAACAGUUCCAGGUUGCAGACAGAGUAUAACGGUUUGAUCCAGAGCUAUGAGCAGAAUGAGCGAAAGCUGAAAACGUUCAGCGAAGAAUUGGUGCAUGUUCAGCACAGCAUAGGAGAACUUAGCAGCACCAAAGAUUUUAUUCUAGAGAAGCUUGACAUGGUAACACCAUCUCUGCCAGUAAUGUCUUCCACUGUCAGACAGUCAUUAGAUGUAGCCAGUGGCUCUGCUUCUCAGAGGCUUAUUGCUGAGUCCAAACCACUAAGUGAGGAACUGGAGCACAUGAAGAAAAUACUACAGGAAAAAGAUGCAACUAUCCGGACUCUGCAGGAAAAUAACCAGAGGUUGUCGGAUUCUGUGGCUGCAUCAUCGGAACAAAAAGCUCAAGAGGCGUCUGAGUUGGAGAUCAAGCACCUGAAGGAGAAGUGUGACGUCUUGCAGAAGUCACUCAGGGAAAAAGAUCUGCUAAUAAAAUCAAAGAGUGAUCAAUUACUUUCUCUAAGUGAGACUCUUAGUAAUAAAGAGAAUGAGAAUGAGGUGCUGAAGCAAGCUGUGACGAAUUUGAAAGAACGAACCCUGGCUUUAGAAAUGGACCUCUGCAAGCUGAAAGAAGAAAAUGACAAAAUAGUGGCAAGAUGCCGAGAGAAGGAAACAGAAUUUCGCGCACUGCAAGAAACUAACAUGCAGUUUUCAAUGAUGUUGAGGGAGAAGGAGUUUGAAUCUAAUUCAAUGACGGAGAAGGCUCUGACCUUUGAAAAACUGUUGAAAGACCGAGAGCAGGGAAAGACAGGGGAGCUGAACCAGCUAUUAAAUGAAGCCAAGUCAAUGCAAGAGAAGGCCGUUGCUUUCCAGCAAGAGAGAGAUCAAGUCAUGUUGGCCCUCAAGCAGAAACAAAUGGAGGCCAGUGCCCUUCAGAAUGAGGUGCAGCAUUUACGUGACAAGGAGCAGCGUCUCAACCAAGAACUGGAGAGACUGCGCAACCACCUAUUGGAAAGGGAAGACACUUCCACACGUGAGGCUUUAGCAGCCGAAGAGAGAGAAUCGAAACUUAAAAAGAAAGUCCUGGCUUUGGAGGAAAAGCUGCUGUCCUCAUCUACUGCUGUGGAAAAUGCCAGCCAUCAGGCCAGUAUGCAGGUGGAGUCCUUGCAAGAGCAGUUGAACAUUGUUACCAGGCACAGAGACGAAACUGUCCUUCAGUUAACAAUGGCCCAAGAGCAGGUGAAGCAGUAUGCUGUGUCCCUCGCCAACCUGCAGAUGGUGCUAGAGCAGUUUCAACAGGAAGAAAAAGCCAUGUAUUCAACGGAGCUACAAAAACAUGAAAGGCAGACUGCAGAAUGGAAGAAAAAAGCAGAGCAACUAGAAGAGAAAUUGAUUUCAUUGCAGGAAAACUUAGAGGAAGCAAACGCAGCCUUGGAUUCAGCAUCAAGGCUAACAGAACAACUGGAUCUCAAAGAGGAGCAAAUUGAGGCACUUAAAAGAGAAGGUGAACUCAAACAAGAGAUGUUAGAAGAUGCACAAAACAAGCUAAUGAACCUUAUAAACAGCACAGAAGGAAAAGUGGACAAGGUCUUGAUGAGAAAUCUUUUCGUUGGGCAUUUCCAUACUCCAAAGGACAAGCGUCAUGAAGUGUUAAGGUUAAUGGGAAGUAUCUUGGGAAUAAAGAAGGAUGAACUGGAACAGUUAUUGAUCGAAGACCAAAAAGGUGUUACACGAUGGGUGACUGGAUGGUUUGGAGGAGGCAGCGUGGGAUCAAAGAGUGUUCCCAGCACACCACUGAGACCAACCCAUCAAUCAAUUUUUAACAGUUCUUUCUCAGAAUUAUUUGUGAAGUUCCUUGAAACAGAAUCACGUCCAACUCUUCCUCCGCCAAAACUUUCGGUGCAUGACAUGAAACCAUUAGGAACAACAGGAAUCAGCAAGCCCAGCACUAAUCCUUCCAGCAGUAUCACAGAUCCAACAGGUUUAGGAACCAGCAGAAGACCGGAUGCAAAUCCAUUCCUUGCACCUCGCUCUGCAGCAGUCCCUCUCAUCACCCCAGCUAGUCUUGGAACUGGUGGAUCGGGACAUCUCCUUAUGAAACCUAUUUCCAAUGCUCUGCCCACUUUCACACCUUUGCCAGUAGCUCCCGAUGCUAGUGCUGGAGCAGUACUAAAAGACCUAUUGAAGCAAUAGAUGAUUCAGAGUUGGUGACGACAAUUAUAGCAGCACUUUAAGAAGAAAAAGAAAACCUUUGCAUUUAUGUAAUACGCCAUAAAGAGGCCUUUUGUAAAAAGUUGUAUGUUGAUGGUUUCACUUGCUCUUAACAUGUUUUCCUUUAAAGUUCUAGUUAUGAACUAAUGAAACUCUUUUGAGUGUGGUGGGGAUAUAGCAAGAAUAGUAGUUCUUGUAUUGGUAGGCUAAGUUAACUGCUGAACAUGAGAAAAGGUAAUGCAUAUGUAAAAUUACAAAAAUUAACACCAGAGUUUUAACAAAUCAAGGCAUUCCAGCCAUGCAAUGUACAUGGAUAGUGUGUGUGUUUGAUUUUUUACUGCAACAGGUGACUGAAGAACUGCUACAAAGGACAUAGGAGUAUUAUUCUAAGGUGUGUUUUUAUGUACAGAAAUAGCUGUUGGCACAUUAAGAAUCCUAUGCAACAGGGGUAGGUAAUAUGCAGGCCACAUUUCAUCCAUAUUUAAGUCUACCUUCAGUGGCCCUAGUCUACCCCUUUUUAUAGCCUAGAAUGAUAGAUAAGUAUGUAUCCUCUGCUAUGACUGCUAAGGGAGCUUGAGGAACAUGUUCUAAGCAGAUUGUACAAUAUAGUAUUAUCCUGUGUAGUACUGAACCAGAAUGUUUUCAUACUUCCAAGUAUCUUUUUGGCCUUGAAUUGCACAGACGUGGAGCUGCAGAGGUCUAGGUAUAUACAGUCGUACAAGUGAAUGGUAUUAGUUGACCUGCUCCGUUUUCUAGGAGCACUGGGUGCGGUAGGAUCACAACAUUGUCUCCGGGUGACCAGGAAAUAUCAGCAUUAGUCAGAAUCAGUCUGCUUAAAAUGGGGUAGAUGCAGUGGGAAGUCGGUCUGUGCUCAUUCUCUUCUACAGCUAUUGUUAACAAGUGUCUGUGGAAGAUGCUUUUUUUGGAAAAAUCCAUGAAAAAUGGUUGGCUGCAGCUCUUUUGUCUAUGUGCAGAUACAACCUCAUGACUUCUUAUGUUAGUACAAUGUCUCAGUUGAAUUUUCCAGUUGUUAUAACAAUGAAAAAUUCAGACCUGCUGCCAUUAUGGAGUUCAUGAACAUUUUUCUAAUGCCUAUGCACUCACACUUUGGUAAGCAACCACUUGUAGAAAAUGAUAUGUAUAUUUAUAUUGUAAGUGUGAUUGAAAUACAUUGUACUGCAGUGAUUCAAAAUUUAUAUUUAAGAGAUACACAUUGAUUUGAAUGGAGAGAUAAAAUAUGGACAUAUGUAUAGAGCUUUACUCCAGUAAAAGGUAGAUGCUUUAUUCCAAAUAUGUAAAUAGCAGCAAGCUGAUUUCUGUAAAUUUUGCCAUGCGGACUUGUACCAUUUUUCAGGUACUGACACACAUGCUGGAAGAAGUACUUGACUUCUUGGAUGAAUUGUUUUGAGACACAGCAUCUCUUUAAAGUGUCCUUUUUUCUAAGCCUCUGAAGUUUUAUGCUGUUAUAUGUGUAAUUAGUAUUAAGGUAAUGUAAAGUUCUAUAUUAGAACUUGCACCCUUUCUUCCUCUGCAGUUGGAACUGAAUUACUGUUGAGUGAAUUAUGGAAACAUAGUUGUCCAUGAGCUGCCAAAUGAAUGUAUUCAAGGAGCAUUUUGUUUCUAUUUAUACAUUGGUAAGACUCUGGAAACUUUCGAGUGAAUCUUUGGCUAGCUUUCGAGAGGUGAAAUGCUAUAUUUUCACUUUUUUCAUGUUCUAAUUCCAUUAACUAUUUCAUUUUGUAGACUGGAAGAGGACAAUCUGUUCAAAAUAAAACAGCUAGCAUAGAUUAUUUUGGGGGAAUUUUAUACAAGUUAAUUCCUGCUGUGAAUUCUUUAGCAAAUUCAUUACUUUGUUUUUUAAUCCCAAAUUCUGGAAUUCAGUAAGCAUGCUGUUAUGUAUCCUAAUAUGAGUGAUAUGCAAAAAUUACAUUUGAAAACUUAAUUUUAUCUCGCAUUUUUAAUGCUGAGAUUAUAGACGAAAUGUUUUCUUUGAAAACUCUUAUUUUUUCCAAUAGACUGUAAAGAAAACUCAAAAUACAUUUGGUGUGUAUCUGAA